AUGAUCACUAAGACUCACAAAGGAGACCUGGGCUUCGGGUUCCCAGAGAAAAAGAAGAAGAAAAGGAAGGUAGUUAAAGAACCAGAGACUCAAUACUCUGUUUUAAACAGUGACAAUUAUUUUGCGGAGGUUUGUCCCACAAGAGCCACAUCACCCUCGAAGAAUAUGGUCCAAGAGCAGGCACCUGAAAUGCCUCUAAUGAAUGAAAAGGAGUCCAGCACCGUCUGCGAGGAACUCCUAGAACCUGAGACCAUGUUACGUGCCAAACGGAUUGAGCCAUCGCCCAGCCCCACAAAGCAGGCACUUGGUCCAUCUGAGUCCCUCGGUAGGGAAAAGAAGAAGAAGAGAAAGUCCGUGUCCCCUGGCUCAAGGGUGAAGACCUCCACAGACCACAGGCAGGGCGAGGAGGUGACCAGAGUUGGCAAGAAGCUCAAAAAACACAAGAAGGAGAAGAAGGCACAGGAAGCUACAGCCGUCUCAGCCAGGGACCCUUGGUUCUGUGAGGCCAGGGACGCUUUGUACACUUGCUCAGUUGGGAAAGGUGGCGUCCCUGAGCAGGCAGUCUCGGGACAGAAACGGAAGCAGUGGAGCCCCAGGGAACACAACAUGAGGAUGAAGAAGAAAAAGAAAAUCCACCAGGAGGGAGAUAUCCCCCUAGGGCACCCUGAGCUCUCCAUGUCUGUGGAGAGCAGCCGUAGGAAAGGAAGUAAAAAGAAGUCAGUAAAAGUAGAAGCUCCAGAAUACACCCCAAUAGGAGAUGACCCCAAGGCCCCUGUGAAGAAGAAAAUGGAGUCCAAGAAAAAGGCAGAGCAGGCAGACACUGAGUUGCCAGCUCUAAGAAGAAGGGCAGGAGAACCUUGGGAGGAGGAGCCCGACACGGACUUGGAGGUAGUGUUGGAAAAGAAGGGCAACAUGGACGAGGCGCACAUAGACCAGGUGAGGCGAAAGGCCUUGCAAGAAGAGAUCGAUCGUGAGUUGGGGAGGACGGAAGCUUCUGACACCAGGAAGCAGACAGGAACUCAGUUUGGCCAAUGGGAUACUGCUGGCUUUGAAAAUGAGGAACAGAAACUGAAAUUUCUCAAACUCAUGGGUGGCUUUAAAAAUCUGUCCCCUUCAUUCAGUCGCCCCCCUAACAUGGUUGGCAGGCCCAACAUGGCCCUCAGCAAGAAGGUGGCCGACACCCUGCAGCAGAAUCUGCAGCAGGACUACGACUGGGCCAUGAGCUGGAAGUACAAGCAGAGGGCCAGCCUUGGCUUCUCCACGGCUCUGGACAAAAUCUUUUACAUUGACAGGAACGCAUCCGGGUCAAUCAAGUUUGAAGAUUAA
Delphinapterus leucas (beluga whale) is the source of this 1326-nucleotide messenger RNA. The record is from RefSeq and is a predicted model, not a curated record. Lineage: Eukaryota; Metazoa; Chordata; Mammalia; Artiodactyla; Monodontidae.